Naegleria gruberi is the source of this 1466-nucleotide messenger RNA. Its product is annotated as guanine nucleotide-binding protein G(i) alpha-1 subunit. Gene Ontology annotation, cellular component: heterotrimeric G-protein complex. Bases 374 to 1441 code for a protein of 355 amino acids. Gene Ontology annotation, biological process: adenylate cyclase-modulating G protein-coupled receptor signaling pathway. NCBI's taxonomy places the organism in Eukaryota, Heterolobosea, Eutetramitea, Acrasida, Naegleriidae. The record is from RefSeq and is a predicted model, not a curated record. The transcript is spliced from 3 exons. Gene Ontology annotation, molecular function: GTPase activity; G-protein beta/gamma-subunit complex binding; G protein-coupled receptor binding.
CCCUGCUGUGAGAGUGAACUAAACUACAAAAACUCGCAGUACCCACCUCCUUAUCUACAACAACGUGAUUUGUUUUGAUACAACAAUAACAAAUUUACUAUUUUCCAAUUAUCUCUUGUCAAAAAAUAUUUUUUUAAUAGUGUCAUCUUCUGUAUACAACAAGAAUAAUAAUAAUAUUAUCUAUUAUUUACAUUUCACUAUUCUAAUAUACUACUACUACUACAAUUAGUACUAUUAAAAAGUAAUAUAACACAAUAACAAUAACAAACACAUAACAAACAAAUAACAAACAAAUAAUAAUAAUGGGUUUAUGUUUUGGUAAAACUGAUGGUUCACAUAUCAUCAUCAUCAAAUAAUCAAUCUUCCAAUCAAGAUGGUAAAAAGUAAGAAUAAUCAACGUAUCAAUGAUAAUGAUCCAAAUAAUAAUAAUGAAGGUGAUGAAAUGAAUGAAAAUGCUGAUCCAAAUUCAGGAAAUUAUGAUGUAAAAUUAUUAUUAUUAGGAUCAGGUGAAUCAGGUAAAUCAACAUUUUUCAAACAAGUUCAGAAUGAACGUCGUCGUGUUAAAAAUACAGUUCAUUUCAAUGUAGUUUCAAGUAUGGCAGUAAUGUGUCAAAAAUUAAAAGAAUUAAACUUGGAAUUCUCAAGUGAAGAAUUAAGUAAAUGUGCAGAACGUGUAUUACAAUUAAGUAAGAAUAGAGCAUUCAUGACAUCAACAACAAGUGUUAAAGGAGGUGAUCGUAAUUUUUAUACUGAUGAAAUUGCUAAUGAUAUUUAUCAAUUAUGGAAAGAUUCAACUAUUCAAAAAGUAUUUCAAAAUAAUAGAAAUGAUGUUCAUGUUUUUGAUGGUGCUGAAUAUUUCUUUGAACGUUUAGAUAUAAUUAGAAAAAAUGAUUACAUUCCAUCUGAGGAAGAUUUAUUAUAUUGUCGUCAAAAAACUAUUGGUAUUGUUGAAGUUUCAUUCGAUCAUGAAUCUUUAAAAUUUAGUUUAUUUGAUGUUGGUGGUCAAAGAAGUGAACGUAAGAAAUGGGUAAAUUGUUUUGAAGGAGUUAGUGCAGUUGUAUAUGUAUCAUCAUUAGCAGAUUAUGAUUUAAAAAUGUAUGAAGAUGAUUCAUUGAAUAGAAUGGAUGAUUCAUUAACUGUAUUUGAAGGUUUAUGUAAUGGAUUUUUUAAAGAAACACCAAUUAUUAUUGUUUUAAAUAAGACUGAUAUAUUUAAAAAGAAACUUGAAGUUCAUGGUAUUGAACAAUGUUUUAAAGAUUACAAUGGUUCACAAGAUUAUGAUGAAAGUGUUCAAUUUAUUAGAAACAAAUUUUUAUCUUUAAACAAAUUUGAUGAACAAAGAAUUUGGAUACACGAAUGUUGUGCCACUUCAACUGAUGAUGUUAGAAAAGUUUUUGAACAAAUUAAACAUCAAGUUGCUCAAUGGAAGAGGAAUCAUUAAAAAAAAUAAAUUUAUUAUUAUUAAG